Gigantopelta aegis is the source of this 1768-nucleotide messenger RNA. RefSeq names its product rRNA methyltransferase 2, mitochondrial-like. Gene Ontology annotation, molecular function: rRNA (uridine-2'-O-ribose)-methyltransferase activity. Lineage: Eukaryota; Metazoa; Mollusca; Gastropoda; Neomphalida; Peltospiridae. The coding region runs from base 27 to 854 and encodes 275 amino acids. The transcript is spliced from 2 exons. Gene Ontology annotation, cellular component: mitochondrion. The record is from RefSeq and is a predicted model, not a curated record. Gene Ontology annotation, biological process: RNA methylation.
UUUUCUUCAAACAUUGAUAACAAAACAUGAAUGCUCUACAUCAGUAUAUCAGUUCUGCAAUGUCCUCAUCUGUUUUGUAUAAAUGUACCCACCAACGCAGUUUUAUAUUUUUAAAUAUUAAAAACCAAACUGCAGUUUCGAAAUUAUUUUCUACAUCGAGAUGUCAUCAAAAAAUUAUUCCAAAAAAUCUGAAAGGUAUGAAGAAAAGUUCACAAAUGUGGCUGAAACGACAGUUAAACGAUCCAUAUGUAGAAAAAGCAAAGAUGGAACACCUUCGAUGUCGCAGUGCUUUUAAAUUACUGGAAAUUGAAGACAAGCACAAACUGUUCAAGCCAGGAGACAUCGUAAUAGACUGUGGAGCGGCACCAGGGUCUUGGUCACAAGUUGCAGUGGAGAGAGUAAAUGCCACAAGAACAGAUUUAAACAGCCCACAGGGUGUGGUGAUCAGCAUAGACUUGGACUAUAUUGCACCACUGGUGGGUGCCAACAUUCUUGACAAGUCUGACUUCACUCAUGAAAACACUCAGAAUGAAGUACUUCAUAUUCUUGAUGGAAGAAAAGCAGACAUUGUACUGAGCGAUAUGGCACCCAAAGCCAGUGGCGUCAAAUUCAUGGACCACGAUCUUAUAAUUGGGUUGUGUUUCUCAGUGUUGAAGUUCAGUGUCGGUGUGUUGAAAGAAGGUGGAAUAGUCUUGUGCAAGUUGUGGCAGGGAAGCGACCAGACGAAGCUGGAGGGCGUCAUGGAAAAUAUGUUCAACAAAACACGAGUGAUCAAACCACCAGCCAGUCGUUCCCAGUCUGCAGAGGUCUUCUUGUUAGGACAAGGUUUCCGUGGAAUAAAGCAACCAAAUUAAACUGUUGUUAGUACCCUACCGUUUCAACUGUCGGUCCGUCUGCCCCACAUAUAGUUUUCGGACGUUUCAUUCACAUAGCCUCGAGAUAUUGAGCUGAAAUUUGUGUAUUGCUUUAUCAUGUACGGUUAGAUAUCAAGUUUGUCUUUCGUGGUAUUUUACCCAUUUUUGACAGAGCUCGGGUCCUUGAACUUAGGAGAUAUGAAAAUGUUUUCCAGACAUUUUUUUCACAAAGCCUCAAGAUACUGAGCUGAAAUUUUGUGUCUAGCUUUACCAUGUACUAUUACUAAUCAAGUUGGGACUUUCAUGGCUUUUUACCAAUUUUUCACAGAAUCAUGGCCAUUGAAUUUAGGAGAUGAUCAACUGCGAUGAUCCAGUAUUAAGCGAAGGCACAGAUUAAAAUAAAAUUGUGAGUCAAUAUAAAAGGAACCCCACCCUGUCUCCCGACAGUGACCAUAUAAACAACAAGAAUAUAGCAUGUAAAGAUAUAAGUUUAUUUUAAAAUUAUUCACAAUUUGACAUGUAUUAUGCUUAUUAAGCAGUAGGGCCUCCACGAGCCCAAAAUAUUGGACUGAGUACUCGAGUUCGAUGACUGUCACUUUUCGCACCCUUGUUUUGGCUUUGUACACAAUAAAUAUAGCAUAUUUUACCGUAAUUUCAUUUGAAAUCCACAUUUCGUAAAAGGUACAAUUUUUUAAUCACAAGAUUUUUUUCAAACACAUUCAGGUGUAGGUAGUAAGGUUCAAACAAAAACAUUUCAACAGCAAUUUUGCAGUGGAAUUUUUCAACAUUCUUAAAACAGAAACUUCAUGUACCCAGUUUAUGGUUAUUGUAAGAUGCAAAGUGACGUCAUUGGAAUAUGGAUGUCAUUCAAAUUCAAAAUUAGCUAUAUUAUUACAAUGCUUCACCAUAUUAAA